Messenger RNA from Fomitiporia mediterranea MF3/22, 726 nucleotides. RefSeq lists its product as uncharacterized. Gene Ontology annotation, molecular function: exonuclease activity; nucleic acid binding. Gene Ontology annotation, cellular component: nucleus. NCBI's taxonomy places the organism in Eukaryota, Fungi, Basidiomycota, Agaricomycetes, Hymenochaetales, Hymenochaetaceae. The record is from RefSeq and is a predicted model, not a curated record. Bases 1 to 726 code for a protein of 241 amino acids. The transcript has 8 exons.
AUGUAUAACUACCCCACUCACCCGGCUGCGUCACCUACGAACACAGCAUCAUCAUCGGGACAUUCUGAACAAUCGGCUGUAUCAACCUUGUGGAGCACAGAUGCAAGGCAAACACAGAGUUCUGUCCUGCACAGUUCUCAUGCUCGGCCCCCACAUACUCCUUCAAGAUACGUUGCACUGUCUACUCAGUAUGUGUACGCUGCACCACAACGAACACCAAUGUUAGCUCAACGCAGGAGAGUCUCCAUCGUUGAGUACAGAGGCAUUGUAAUCUAUGACAAAUUCGUGCGUCCGACCCAUCAAAUCGAAGACUUCCGUCCAUCUGUUACCGGACUUCUUGCGGAGCAUUUGUCAACUUCUGAAGCCCUGUAUAUCGUUAGACAAGAAGUCUCUGCUCUGCUCAGGGACAAAACCAUCGUCGGCCAUUCGCUAUGGAUGCAUUUCUCUCUUCUCGGAAUAACUCAUCCUGCGAUUCACACUCGCGAUGUUGCGUUGUACCUCCCGUUCCAUCGUUCCAUCCGUUCGUCCACGGUCACGCCUCUCAAGUCGCUCGUCUCGCAUCUUAUGCGGAGAAAGAUUGGGCGGUCACACGAACAUCCACUGGAAGAAGCCCGCGCUGCUCUAGAUCUAUUCCGUUCGUACGAAGAGCCUUGGGAGGACGAGAUUCGCGGAGGUGGAUGGCCAAGUGCACUUCCACCGUCCUCGUAUAGUCGCUUCUUCUCUUAG